AUGGGUUCCGAUGUCGUGUCUUUGGGUAUCGAAAAGUUUAUCGAACAGCAACUACCCGAGCGCCAAGUCGAGCUGGAUGUGGUCGUUGCAGACCUCAAGAAACGAAAAGCGCUUGUUUAUAGGGGAAGAUCUAAGGUCAAAUCGUCGAGCCAGAAACAAUCCUCAUCUGGUCAUCCCUCGCCACGAGUGCUAUCUCAUACCUUCAAAAAAUUCAAGACCUUGUUCCAAUCUGACACUACCACCAAACCCAGCCGGGUCAUGAAGACCCUCCAAACAAUCGUAGCCACCGUUCGUAGUGCGCUGGCAAGGGUAACGAACUGUGAGGUUGCGGACUAUGCUCUCAGGCUGGAGGAUAACAUCGAAUCCACCGUCCACGGAUGUAUAACUUCGAAACUGGACGGCCCCGUGCGUUCCACGGACGUCCUAGUACCAAUUAUGGGUAUCGACAGUGGCGACGUCCACCUCUCACCCAAGGAGAUUGACUUCAUUCUUAUGUCUCUCAUUGCGCGAAUCAUGAACAAGGACGCCCGUAGAAAGUUUUGCUUCGCGGUCACAUUCGAAGGCCCUGAAGUAACAUUGUGGAAGUUUACUAGGUCCCUGCAUAUCAAGUCGACCGCGUUCGACAUGUCCGAGUACCCCGAUCUGCUAAUCCAACUUUUCGUUUCUCUUCUCGGCGCACGAAAUGAUCUACUGGGAUACGAUCCUCUCGUCACCCUGCUCCCCGAUGAAAACUACAUCUACGAGAUGCCCUCCGAUGGCGAUACAGGUCCACGUUAUUACAGAACCAUUGCCUCUAUCUGUGACACGCAGGCUUCCUACGUCACUGGUCGAUGCUUGCGCGUCUGGGAGGUUGAGCAGGUGGAGUCCGUGGCGAAUCCCGUACGCGUCCCAGGUACGCCCACCAGGGUGUUGAAGGACGUCUUCCUGGACUCUGGCAUGCGCACCGAGUCCGACAUCCAGGAAGAGCUUUUCGCCGACAUAGCCAAUUUGGCCGCAGAUGACUCAUGGACCUCUCGGCCCUUGCUGAGGGACUUCCCUCGAUCCGACAUUGACGCGCUGGCAGAUACGUUGGAGGGCGAGAAAUUCAAGCGUUUCUUUUCGUGUAUCAUCGCGAAGCACGUCGGGGCUGCUGAUGAAGUCGGUGGUGUCUUUGCCUCUUUGUCGCCCUCAUCCGCUUCUGAAGAUACACCACCCCCACCAAAACGACGCUGUCUAUUCGUGUACGAGCACGUCUGCACCGCUCUUAACGACAUUCCCGUCCUUGGAGAUGCCGUAGAGAUCCUGAAACAAGCGCUCAUACCACUGCACCUAAUGUUCUGCGCUGGAUGGGUCCACCGCGAUGUCAGCCCCGGGAACAUCCUCGCCCUUCGAGCGACAUCCGAUGAGCCUUGGGUGGUAAAACUCUCCGACCUCGAGCACGCAAAGAGGUUCCCUGAUCCCGAGUCACCUGGGGAGAAAAAUGUGACGGGUACGCCGUACUUCAUUGCCUAUGAAAUCAUCUACGGCUAUCAGCUUUUCCCUGCAACCGCCGAUCCAAAAUUCCCUUCGUGGUCGUACAAGUAUGUCCCAAUCGUACACAGCUUCCAACACGACCUAGAAUCCAUCUUCUGGAUCAUCCUCUGGCUGAUUUCCAUGCGCAUUGACCAAGAGGUACCCCGGGAAUUUGGAAAGACAUACUUUCAACAGCGCGUUGACCACGGGUACGCUCUUGCCCGCUACCGAGCGUUUACAAAGCCGCUCUACAUCCAAACCGACUUGGAGAAGUCCCUUCGCCCAACAUCGUUGCUUCGCUCCAGGUUCGUCAGCACCCUCGAGAACCUGCGGAAAGACCUCUACGAGCAAUAUAUAUCCAGGAACAAGGAGGCGAGGUACCACGACCCCUCUUCGUACUCGUGGAUUAUGAGCAAGGCGUUCAACAAGUUCUUUGAUGCUGUCGAUGAGUGCAAGGACAGGUGGGGUGAUAUUGCCCUCAUGGUGGACUCGAAACCUCGCAAAGUUUCGCCUCCCCCACCGCCCCCAUCGUCUUCUCUCAACCAAGGUGACGACGUCACACCACCGAUUAAGCGAAGAGCCAGGGAUUCGGGGGAGGAGGGUAGAGCGUCAAAGAGAGUUCGAAUCAAUGCAGCGGAGGAACGUCCCAUUGUUCCCCGCUGGACUGGCCCAAAAACUCGGUCCAUGACAAGGAACGAGGGUCGAAUCACAAGAUCCACCACCCGCUGGCUUCAAGAAGAAGAGAAACAGAAGAAACGCCGCUUGUAG
This is a messenger RNA of Coprinopsis cinerea okayama7#130, 2259 nucleotides long. Its product is annotated as other/FunK1 protein kinase. Bases 1 to 2259 code for a protein of 752 amino acids. Gene Ontology annotation, biological process: protein phosphorylation. Gene Ontology annotation, molecular function: protein kinase activity; ATP binding. The record is from RefSeq and is a predicted model, not a curated record. The transcript is spliced from 6 exons. Lineage: Eukaryota; Fungi; Basidiomycota; Agaricomycetes; Agaricales; Psathyrellaceae.